UUGCGCAUCAUUUUUUGUCUGUGUUUUUAUUUUUCAACUCCAGUCCUGUACAUUUCUUUAAAUAUAUAUUCCUGUACCAGAUCACUUUCCUCAGUUCAUUUUGUUCUGGGCAGGACAUGCAUCUGUUACAGGGUUACUAUCAAGCCAAGUUAAGAAUCCAACAGAACAGGGAAGGGUUAAUAAUAUUCUGUCUGCAUCUUUUGAAUCAGAGGGGAGGAGAAUAAGAGAACAAGCAAGAGAGGAUGAGAGAGACACCAGUGGAACUGAAAUAUAAAGGCAGGGAUGGAGAGAAAGAGAGAGAGAGGCGGAGAGAGAGAAGAGAGCUGAGCCAAAGGGCCUCCCAUUCAGGGAGUGGGAGAGGGAGCAGGUGCAGGCACGUCCUUAUAUGGUAAAACUCCACAUCAUGUGACACUGUGGGCUAACAACAAAACAACAGCAUCCAGUGGAAGAUGGAGGCAGGACUGGCUUAGAAAAAUAACAGGAGCAGUGGCUGUUUUAUUAUAAAGCCAAUUUUGGACGCAUGUGCGUGCAUAUCUUCAAGGGGAGGACUGCAUUGAAAACAAGCAUAAAAAUCUUAGCAUUGCAGAUAGCUGUGAUGUUUGAACAGUCCGAUUGAUUGGCUAAUACAGUUUACUGCACUGCCCGGUACCUCCAACAGGACAUUGAUUUUUGAAGAAAUCCUGAUGUUUAGUGAAUGGUUGGUUGCUUGAAGGUCUCCUAUGUCUUCAUCCUGAGGAGUGGACCCCUGCCAGAAGACAUGGAUAUGGAAUGCAGCCUCACUGAUGACAUCAGGACCUCUCCGCCCACCUCUCUGAAUGUGGGCGGGGGGGGCGGGGCUCACAGGAAGAGGCGCACCCUGGUGGCCCCCGAGAUGAGUCUGUCCCUCGACCGGAGCGAGGGCUCCCUCCUGUCCGACGAGUUCCCAGACACUCCGGACGAUCUGGACAUCAACGUGGACGACAUCGAGACGCCCGACGAGACCGACUCCCUCGAGUUCAUCGGCAACGGCAACGAGCUGGAGUGGGAAGACGACACGCCCGUGGCCUCGGCGAAGGCGCUCCCCGGGGAGGGGGUGGAGCCAGGGGGCGAGGAUGGGGAGGGGUCAGCGGCUAACGGGCGCCUGUGGAGGACGGUGAUCAUCGGCGAGCAGGAGCACCGCAUCGACAUGCAAGUCAUCAGGCCCUACCUGAGAGUGGUGACGCACGGGGGUUACUAUGGCGAGGGCUUGAACGCCAUCAUCGUUUUCGCGGCCUGCUACCUCCCUGACAGUAACUGCGCGGACUACCAUUACAUCAUGGAGAACCUUUUCCUGUAUGUGAUCAGCAGUCUGGAGCUGCUGGUAGCCGAGGACUACAUGAUCAUCUACCUAAACGGGGCCACACCGCGACGCAGGAUGCCCGGCCUGGGCUGGCUGAAGAAGUGCUACCAGAUGAUCGACAGGAGGCUUAGGAAGAACCUGAAGUCCCUGAUAAUCGCUCACCCGUCCUGGUUCAUUCGCACCAUCCUGGCAAUCUCCAGACCCUUCAUCAGUGUGAAGUUCAUGAAUAAGAUCCGCUACGCCCACAGCCUGGAGGAACUGGGGCAGAUCAUCCCUAUGGAGCACGUACAGAUCCCAGAGUGUAUCCUGCAGUUUGAAGAAGACAGAAUUAAAGCCCGUAAGGACAGGUUGGAAGAGGAACAGCAGCAGCAGCAGCCGGCUGAGACAGAGAGGCCUGGAACAACGACAGCAGAGCAGUCAUAGAACUGUGAAGGGGAUGGACAACAGCUGCUUAACAUUCAG
Molecule: messenger RNA, 1780 nt
Organism: Polyodon spathula (Mississippi paddlefish)
Lineage: Eukaryota; Metazoa; Chordata; Actinopteri; Acipenseriformes; Polyodontidae
Product: caytaxin-like
Exons: 12
Coding region: 695-1741 (348 amino acids)
Biological process (GO): apoptotic process
Cellular component (GO): cytoplasm
Source: RefSeq, a predicted model, not a curated record